Molecule: messenger RNA, 5883 nt
Organism: Lacerta agilis (Sand lizard)
Lineage: Eukaryota; Metazoa; Chordata; Lepidosauria; Squamata; Lacertidae
Molecular function (GO): protein binding
Source: RefSeq, a predicted model, not a curated record
CAGAUGAAAUGCCACUAUUCAAGUUUUAGUGUUUUUUCAAAUGAGUCACCGGAUGGGGAUAAAACCACUGAAUUAAUUGAAAAAGUUGUAAUUUCCAGACACAAGGAAACAGAAACCCAGAAAUCAAUGUAUACAAACAAAUGGCUCCUCCAAAGGCAAACAAGUAAAGAAACCCGCCAUUCAGAAAACACCAAGAGAGCUGAUGAAAAGAAAAUCAACAGAAGGAUAAUGGAUUUAUCGAGAAGUGUGUUAUCGGGUUCUCUAACGUUAUCAGAUGUAAAUAGUUCAGAAGAUAAAGCAGACAGAGCUGCUGUCUGUGGAUCGUCAUCAUCCAGUCUACCUCACCUGAAAACUCAUUUGCUUCAAGACCAGGGAAUAACUAAUGAAACCAGAUGCUAUCCAUGCAAGUCUUCAAGUGGCGAUACAAACAGAGCUGCCAUUAGAGGACAAAUCAAUUCUCCGUGUUUAUAAAGGAAAAUCUUUAUGAUCUAUAUAUGUGGAGGCUAUCAAGAUUCAGAAGUAGAACGAAAUGCAUUAAUGGAAAAGUCCUUUCCUUGGCUGUACAAAUACUGUAAAGAGAGAGGCUACGACUUCUGGAUGGUGGACCUGAGGUGGGGGAUAAAAGAUGGCAUCACUAACAAUCACAACAUGGCUUCCCUACAUAUGAAGACAUUAAGGAAAUGCCAGCAGUUGGGAUUCCAAACCUUUGUUGUAAGUUUUUCUUGGCAAAAGCAUGAUUGACCCCUCUCUCCAGCAGUAAUAGCCAAGGAAGAUUUAGAGGCGAUCAAAGCCACAAUUGAACAAAUGAAGCUGAGUACCAAAAAGUCAAAGCAUAGUUUGAAGGAAGAAACUCUAGUAGAUAAAAAGAAUGAAAUCCAAGGUGAUAUUAAUCAAUAUGCCCUGAGCCCUAGUGUCUCAACAGAAGAACCUGAAGCUGAGACAAACAGCAAGAAGGAAUAUGAAAUGAUUAAUUCAAAUCGGCAGGAGUUUUCUAAUGCUUCUCUCCUCACCCAAAAGACUGGAGCUGAAUAUGAGAGAGAACUUCAACUUCUGGAUUGCUGGUACAGGUUGGAUGAAAUACUCCCUGCAGUUUACAGACUUCAACCUAUUUGCACAGUGCACCGAGAUAUCCUCAGCAAUGAUCCUACUCGCAGGCAACAAGCGAAGAACAAAUGGAUGGCGUCUUUUCAGAAACUGCAUAAGAUAUUUCAAGAAUAUGCUGCAGUUGCUCUUGGACAAGAAGCUGCCACCACACUGCUCAGAACAGUUUUGCAGCAAGAAGUAGAUCAAGGAUUCCAGGUCCAGGGAAAGUGUGAGGAUCACUGUCACUGCUUCAAAAGAGACAUCACAGAUCUGCAGUCCAGUCUGUCAAGUCCCCAUGCACCAAAAUAUAUUGACAUUCACCCACUAAGACCAGAGCUCAACAAAACAACGUAUGAAGCACAUCAGAACUUUGUGAAAAGCAUUCACUCUAGGCUUCGUCACACAAAUAUCUACAAAAAGAGCAUUAACUGGGGAAGAGGCAUCAGCCCCGCCAACCACAAAUCCCAUGCUUACUACCUUGAGUGCCUUUGCAAUGACUUUCAGAACAUUGUCAUCAAUCACUUCAACAGAACAAUCCAUUUGAAGGAUAUUCAAGAAAUGCUACCUAUGCGAAGAAAGAAAGUAUUUGAAACUCAUAAUGAUGACGAGGUUCUGGAACAUAUCCGGCACUGUCAGGCCUUGGUUACAUGUCUAAUAGGAAGAGAAAUGUUUUUGUGCAAACUGAAGAAUUGUGUUGCAUCCUCGAACAGAAGGCUAGUUGUAAUUUGUGGAGAGGCUGGAUGUGGGAAAACUGCCAUCAUAGCAAAAGCCGCUUCUUUGGCUCCUAGCUGGAUAUCUGGGAACCUCAGAGUUGUAAUUCGAUUUAUUGGUGUUACUGGUGAAAGCAGAAAUAUCCGACUGACUCUCUUCAGUCUUUGCUACCAGAUAGCUUCUAUCUACAAGGUCUCAGUUAAUUUAUCCAAGGAUUUUGAAGGAUUGGUGGAAGAGUUUCUCUCUUUACUGGAGUCUGCCACACAAGACAAACCACUUCUGAUAUGUCUGGAUGGCAUAGAUGAAUUAUCAGAGGAAUAUGUUGCAGAUUUUCCUUGGAUACCUCCUGAAUUACCAAAGAAUGUGUAUUUUAUUAUUUCCACAUGCACCGAAUCAAGUUUUUCAUGCUUCAAAAAACUGGAGAAAAUAACAGCAAAAGAAAAUAUUUUGCAUAUACCUCCUUUGACAUUUGGAGAAAUCAGUGAGAUGAUCAGCUCCUGGUUAGAAAAUUGCCGAAGACUUUCCCAGCAACAGCAUGUCCACCUAAUGGAAGCAUGCACAGCCUGCCCUGUACCACUUUAUGUAUACUGUGCCUAUAAGGAGUCUUGUUUAUGGACAUCUUUCAGCCCAGAGACAGAGGUGUGUCUUCCUCAAAAUAUACCUGAUCUGUAUUCGUGGACACUGAGCAGAAUGGAAAAAUCCCAUGGAGAACAAGUUGUAAAAAAGAUGGCAGCUUAUACCACACUUUCAAGAAAUGGCAUUACUCAGGAAGAGCUGCUCCACCUUAUGUCAACGGAUGAUGUGGUUAUUAAGGAAGUAGCUAAAUUCCAAAAUGUCUCAAUUUCAGCAUUCCCGCUAGUGCUGUGGUUGAAACUUUUGGAUGAUUUUGGAGACCACCUGAAAGAGCAAAGAACUGACCACACUUAUGUUUUUAAUUGGGCUCAUACAUCUCUGAGACAUGUCUGCAUGGACAGAUAUCUCAGAACACAGGAUUCCCAGGUAUCGCUGCAUGCCACCUUUGCAGAUUACUACCUGAGUAGAAUUCCACAUAUUAUUGAAAUGUCUACAUUUCAGCCUUUUGCCUGGACUUUAGAAAAAGAAUCCAAGAUCAGCUACACCUUUAACGUUCGUAAGCUCCUUGGGACUCCGUAUCACCUCAUCAAAUCUAAGAAUAUUACUGCCUUAAUCAAAGAAUGUCUCUUUAAUUGAUUUCUCUUAUACAAAGCCUGGGCUUCAUCAGUUAUCAACAUUGAAGCAGAUCUAAGAGCAGCUAUCAAUGCAGACAGGACUAUACAUGACUUAACUUUAUUAAGUGAAGCGCUCAAGUUAUCCAAGAAAGUUUUACUACAAGACCCAUGUCAGAUGGCUUCACAGCUUAUGGGCCGCCUUCAUCGUAUUGUUGCAGCAGAUAAACCAGUGGCCCCAGGUGAUCAAAAAUAUCCCUAUCUGCCAGCUCUUUUGUCCCAGUGUCAGAAAUCUUCUAUUCCUGUUCUUCUACCUUCAACAGCCUGCCUUAUAGAACCUGGUAGACUUCUCUGCGACCUUCUGAGAGGUCACUUGGACAGAAUUGUAGCAAUUGGAGAAACCCAGGAAGAACUCACUGUUGCAACAGUCUCCAGUGAUGGCACUCUGAAAUUGUGGGAUUUGAGGGUUGGCAAAGCUGUCUUCACUCUGCAUGGAGUUGGGAAUAAUAUCAAUGCAAUUGCAGUGUGUCUGGAGAACAGACUGGUGGCUGUGUCUGACAAAAGCACCAUUAAAAUCUGGGAUCUUUCCCUGGAAAAAGUGGUAUAUGCAACUGGCGAGUUUAUUGGUACUCCAAUACUAACAUCUGCAAUGAAUGGGCACCUCUUACUGGCGUUUUUUAAUGGCAGUCACAUGGUUAAGGUUUUUGAUCUUGUUCAUUCCUGUCAGUUGCUCCAUGUAUAUAUUUCUACAGAGGAAGAGCCUAUCCAGAAGACUAAUUCCAUUUUGGUAUCCAAAAAUUCAGUAAAAGAUUAUGUUCUCUGUGCCUUUAGGAGUGGAAGUGAAGCCAUGGUCUUUAGUGGCAAAAAGGGGAAAGUAGUUGCUAAGCUGAAAAGCCAAGAACCAGGGGCAGCUGCUGAGGAUGUUGCUGUAACUAAGGAAUACUUCCUAGUGAUCUUCAGGUGUCCCUUCAUGAAGCAGCGUGAGAUUGUGCAUAUAGAGCUCUACAAUGUCCACACGUUUGCCUAUGCUCACAAUCUGAAGGGAUGCUGCAAUGAUUAUUUUCACCUUUUUGCUGUGAAUCAUUUGGGCUCUCACCUGCUGGCGUUCAGCCCCAUCCCAAACACCAAUACCACUGAAAUAGUGUCAUGGAACCUGGAAUCUGAAGACCACAAGCACUUGGCGAAGUUUCCUUCAGUCCCAGCUGGUGGUGUAUGCUCUGACCUUCGGUACUGUUUAACAUUCUGUGAUGGAGACAAUUAUCUUCAAUCUUGGAAUUUAGCUUCCAAGAUCAAUGACCAGUCAUUGACAGUCACUGCAAGUAAAGCCAAGAAUACAAAUGGUAUUCAUGAUAUUCUAACAAUGGAGAACUAUCCUAGGUAUGCCAUGUGCAGAAACACAAGUCCAGGGGUCAUAACGAACAUCAUGAAAUCAAAAUGUAAACACAAUGCUGUGAGAGUGGAGAGGGGAUUGCUGGAGAAUACGGAUAUAGUUUUGGUCAGAGACAUGAAACUUUAUGUCCUUACAGACAAAGGAAUGGCCUCUUUUGCAGAUCCUCCGAGGCCUAUUUUCCAGACUCUUUUAGUUUAUGACCUCCUGAAAAAGAAGUACAUAAGGAAGCAGACUGGCCUUUACAUCACUCCCUGCCCAAAUAACGAGUAUAAGAUCCUUGAAGGAGGCCUUCUACUUGGACUUUCAGAGAACAGAGACCAUUUUAUUACCUGGAACUUGGAAACUGGAUUUAUUAAGGAUCGAUUAAGGCCAGAAUACAAACAAUUUUCCUGGCAAGCUGCGAAGCCUAACCGUUCCUUGUCCAGGGAAAACACGAAACAAUGCAAAGGAGUCUUGCCUAACAGAACAACAGUGUUACAGCUUCCAUGGGAAAUGCGAAAUGAAACAAUGACUGGAAAGAGACGGAGGAAGGAAAAGGCAGCGAAAAUGGAGAUGGAAAUGCUGCAGCAACUUACUAAUGAAAAGAGCAAUGCUAUUGACCAGUUCCUCCUGAGUGGAGAUGAGAAGGUUGCUGUGUGUUCCUACUAUGCACAUCACCUGUCAGUGUUCAGCUUUGAAAGCAUGUCCCAUCUCCACACCCUUGAGAGCAGAGAAUCCAUGCUUUUCUUACACAAUGCCGCCUUGACCUAUAACGGCCAUUAUCUGGUGCUCUCCAAUUACAGCGAGAAGGAGAAAGUCAGCUAUGUAACACUAUGGAAUUUAGCCACGGGGAAGGUUAGGAAAAGACUAAAAAAUGAGCCAAAUGUCUGUUGUACAGCCAUUGCUGCUGAUGCUAGUAGGAUAAUUUUUGGAGUGAUGGUAGAAAACAGGAUAAAGAUCUGGGAUCCGUUUAAGCACAGGCACAAGCUAAUUCAAGGUUACGAAGGUCUUCAUCUAACUGUGUGCAGCAAACUGCACAUAUUAGAUGGAGCAAAGGCUGUUCUGCUUGCAGGUGAAGUCAGUAUCUGGGAUUUGGAAAGUGGCAGAGUUAUAUCAGUCUUUACACCAGACAGCAAAAUCUCCUGCAUGACAGUUGCGUUUGAUAGAAACACAGUUCUUUUAGGUUUGAGUGACAACCCUACUCUCAUUACUUUGAAAAUGCUGAGCACCAACACCACUGCAAGUUCAACAGGACAAGAUUUGUUUGGAGAGGAAACCUCAAGCAGUGAAGAAGAACCUGAAGUUAUUUAAAAGCCAAAAUUUUAACCAACUAAGAAGCUAGCAUUCACAAUGAAUUGUUGUUUUUUUAAAGAGAGUAUGUUACAAGAUAUCCAUUGAUUUGGGAGAACUGGUACAAAAUACUUUUGAGUUUCUGUAAUGUUGGAUCAUCACCCAGAGUAGACCCAAGGAAAUCAAUGAGCUUGUGUUGAUUUUAAUGGGUCUACUCUAAGCGAGAUGAGUGCCGCACCCCAUAUU